GUGACAUUGUUUUUCGAGAAACGUCAAUUCGAAAAUUAUCAGUUAGUUUCAUUCACAAAAUUCUUAGUGUUAUGGUAUAUUGUUUGAUACUGCCAGUUCCUUUGCUUCUUUUAGCUCUCUGUGUUUUGUGCCUUUCUUGAGGGAAAACCAAUAUUCUAAGAAAACCUCUGAAAAUGGUCAUUGUGUACGCCUCUCUUGGUACGAUAUUGAUUGCAACCUGCCUAUAUUGCACAUUCAAAACGUAUUGUUUGUAAAUGUACAUAAAUCUGCAAGAAUCGAGCUAUCACAAUGUCGAAAAAACCACCACCUCAAAAACCGACAGGCAUUUCAAGACCGGGAUCGGCUGGGGCUCCUAGACCUGGUUCUGCUGGAGUUGGGGCCGCUACCUCCAAAACUAUCGUAUUGAAACCCCCAACUUGUCCCGCGGCAGCGGAUCAGUUGAAGAAAAAGAAGAAACGGGAGCCUUCGAAACCUCCGCCAAAAGUGUACGAAAAUCCUGCCUUCAGUAUACCUCUCCAGGAGGUCCAGACAAAUCCUCUCCUCGCCGACAAGGAGAGAAUUAAGACGAUAAGAAGAAACAUCCCUGAAGGGGAAGAUACCAAGGGUCUCAAGAAAGUCAUGCUGGAGUUGCAGGACUCUCCGGAUUUGACAGUAGGAGAAUUUGUGGGAUUAGUGGCCCCUUACACUGGAGACAACGGGACCGUUCUACGAGCAGUACUCACCGAAGACAUGAACUCCUUCAGGAGAAUGGCUCGAAAGAUCUACGAUACGAUGACUCAGGACGUCAGCGACGUGCUGACGAACCAGCACAUCCAGCUUAAGGAGUACGAGGAAGAGCGAGUCACCGUGUACACCGAGAAGAUGAUGCGAGCCAUCAACGAGAUAUUUUCGUACGCAUCCAACUUCGACUUCGAGGCCUACUACGAGGACAAGGAGAGAUACCUGAGCUCGUUGUUCCCCAUUCCGAAACUGAUCGAGGCAGACUCCGACGAGGCUGAGAUGCACAGGAGACAGCAGGCCUUCCACAGGCUCAACUGGCUGAGGACGGAAGGCGAGAGGUUGGCGGCGGAGAACCAGCGUCUGCACGAGCGUCUCAGGAUGCUCAAGAGGGGCCAAAUUGACGAGAUCAGACAGGCGGAGGCCAAAGAGGCGGAGGCCGACGCCAAGAGGGAGGCACUGGAGGCCCAAGAGGCGGCAGUGCAGAAACAACUGGAUAGGCUCACGGACAAGGUGGAGGAGACCAUGAUCGACACGGAGGCCGCUAUGAGGGUGGCCGCGGACGAGGCCCACCUGAUGGCACCCAAACAGAAGGCUUCCAAAGGUGCUGUCCAGAGAAGGACGAAGAAGAAGCCGGGUUGGGUGUCGGACGUGGCCGCCGAGAUAGACGAGAAGGGCAUAGAGGAGAACAUGAUGGCGGACGGAGGUCAGGUUGAUCCGAAGAAUUUGGCUGGCGUGAUAAAGAAGGUGCGUUCGAAGGCCUCGAAAACGAGGGUAGAGACGCCGGAAAGGGGCCCCGCUCGUAGCAAAGAGAAAUCGCCCUUUCACUUUUCACCCAUCAAGACUCCUCCCGGCAAAGCGCCACCUUCGACGGAGAAAUCGCCCUUCCAUUACUCGCCGAUCAAAACACCGCCGGAAAUUCGGGUCCAGCCCCCGCAACUACACACGACGCGGCUUCGUACGGAAAAGGUGACGGUCAGACCGAAAGGUCCUCAACCAACGGGUCUUCUGGUGCCUCCGGGAGGUGGAGGUGGGGGUGCAGGUGGCACCUCGACCCCUCAAACCUCACUUCUGCAACCCAGUGGUGACGAUCAUACCCCGUUAUACCAGACGAUGCAGGCGACGACUCCGGGCGCCCCCAGCAAAAUUGGAACUAUGACGGCCCAGAGGCCCCAACAUACGAGAUUGGACGUGGGUGGAAUGCCCACUCCGGCUCCAGUACCGAGGGGAAGAGCUCGCGGUCCCCAAGAUACUUGGGGAGGAUUCGGAUGAAGAACGUUUUUUUUUUUGUCGAUUUGGUUGUGAUAUUAUUCUAUGCAUCAAUAAAUUUUUGGAUUUUA
This is a messenger RNA of Coccinella septempunctata (seven-spotted ladybird), 2057 nucleotides long. RefSeq lists its product as uncharacterized. The coding region runs from base 289 to 1989 and encodes 566 amino acids. The record is from RefSeq and is a predicted model, not a curated record. Lineage: Eukaryota; Metazoa; Arthropoda; Insecta; Coleoptera; Coccinellidae. The transcript is spliced from 7 exons.